This is a messenger RNA of Saccostrea echinata, 1071 nucleotides long. RefSeq names its product transmembrane protein 45B-like. NCBI's taxonomy places the organism in Eukaryota, Metazoa, Mollusca, Bivalvia, Ostreida, Ostreidae. The coding region runs from base 28 to 906 and encodes 292 amino acids. The record is from RefSeq and is a predicted model, not a curated record. The transcript has a single exon.
CUGAGUUGCGGUAAAUAGCUUGGCAUCAUGGGAACCUUCGGGGGUCAUGCUCUUCCUGGGUCUUUCUUCAUUAUCAUGUCCCUUUGGUGGGUCAUCUGUAUUUUCAAUCGGUACUUCAAGUCGCUGAAACGAAACACCCGAUUCAAAUCAUCCGUAAUUUUUCCAUUCCUUUGCUGUCCAGGAAGACUUAAAGAAUGGCCCUUGGAAGCCAUGCUAAAACUUCUCAUGGUGUCUGUCGGAUUUUCACUGGAAAUUUACACCGCCACAAGUAAUGGAAAAUUCUUUGUCCUUGGAAAUGGACAGCAUGCCACUAUGUUUUUCUUUUUUGGUAUCACUGCCGUAAUAGACUUACUAUUGUUUUACGAAGUGCCAUUGCCUAAGGAUGUAGACUAUGUUUCAAAUAUCAUUGCCAUAGGAAUUGAAGGACUUUUGUUCAAAUUUCAUCUCCAUGGGCGAUCACACUUAGAUGUACUGCUGCAUACGCUACUUAUUUACACCAUUGCUUUAAAUACAGUAGGAAUAAUCUUAGAAAUGAAGUAUCGUAACAGUGUUUUGUGUGCUCUUUCCCGGUGCUAUGGGUUUUUACUCCAAGGAACAUGGUUCUGGCAAGUUGGAUUCAUCCUCUACAACCCAAAUCCUAACCAUAUUCCCUGGAAACCGGAUGACCAUGAUGAUUUAAUGAUUGCAACUAUGUUCUAUGCCUGGCAUGUUGCUGCAGAUUUCCUUCUAAUUCUGUGCAUUGGUGGGGUGAUAGCCUUUAUUCAUCGUCGAUGUGGAGCAUACGGUGAAAAAGAUGAAUUUGCCAUGGAAAGACUGAUCCAUACAAGUUCCAAUGGCCAAACCUUGAUCUCAAUGCAUGAGGAUAGUGACAGUGAUAUUGAAAUCCAUAAACCUGUAUCCAAAUAAUCUAGGUCUGUUAUCCAGGUAAUCCAGGCCAUUGUAUGCAAAUGAUCGAUGCUCUACUCCUUUCAGCCGUAAAAUUUUGGACAGGUGUAGAAGUUAGAACACAUCAAUUAAGUAAUGUCUAUGGUAUUUAACCUACAGUGUAUUUUCAUAUCCAUAUACAUGUAU